This is a messenger RNA of Kwoniella shivajii, 699 nucleotides long. RefSeq lists its product as uncharacterized. The transcript is spliced from 2 exons. NCBI's taxonomy places the organism in Eukaryota, Fungi, Basidiomycota, Tremellomycetes, Tremellales, Cryptococcaceae. The record is from RefSeq and is a predicted model, not a curated record. Bases 1 to 699 code for a protein of 232 amino acids. Gene Ontology annotation, biological process: cristae formation. Gene Ontology annotation, cellular component: mitochondrial crista junction; MICOS complex.
AUGUCAGGAUUCAUAUUGGGUACCGGAUCAGGUAUAUUAGCUUCUGCAGCUGUGUAUUAUACACUUUCUACUUCUUUAAGGGAAUCUACAGCCGGAUUAAGGUCUGAACUUGAUAAUUCAUCUACAUUACUUUCGAGUUCCUUUGAUCCUGUCAAACCACCAGCACCUUCAUCUUUGAUUGGACCUUCAGCUUCAAACGCAUACGAUCAGUCUUUUGGUGAAUUAGUCAAACAAAAAUGGAAUGAAACUUUUACUUCCAUGGUUCAUGGUGUACGUUCAACAGAUUGGACUUUAGUCAGUAAAAAUAUAUAUGAAAGUGGUCAAGGUGUCAUUCAAAGAAUAUCCGAAUCAACUUCAUCUCCAAUCACGACUUCCCCAUCGUCAUCAACAUCAUCGCCAACAUCAUCGUCAUCGUCAACAUCAACAUCAACAUCAUCUCCAUUGAUCCCUUCAUUUUCGGGAUCACCAAUCACCAGUUCACCCGUACAUGAACCGGUCAGGGCUCACGAAGAGAUAGGUGUCGUCCCUGGAACAACAGGUGUUCUGGAUACUGUUGAUAAAUUACCUGAAACGAAAAUCAACACAGGUAAAACUUUAGGUGUAGAUUUGAGAAAAGAUACUUAUGGUUUAGUAGGUGGUAAUGAACUGAAAGUUGAACUGAAAAGGAAUGCAGAGAAAGAAGGAAGGAGAUUAGUCUAG